Molecule: messenger RNA, 4515 nt
Organism: Thunnus maccoyii (southern bluefin tuna)
Lineage: Eukaryota; Metazoa; Chordata; Actinopteri; Scombriformes; Scombridae
Product: SH3 domain-containing protein 19-like
Exons: 17
Coding region: 431-3892 (1153 amino acids)
Biological process (GO): protein transport to vacuole involved in ubiquitin-dependent protein catabolic process via the multivesicular body sorting pathway
Cellular component (GO): ESCRT-0 complex
Molecular function (GO): protein binding
Source: RefSeq, a predicted model, not a curated record
CUCUGUAUGUUGAGCUCGCGCCGCAGCCGCCGCCGGGGGGCCAGAGGGAGAAGAACAGGGAAGCACGGAGAAAAAACUCUUCAACCGACAAAACAAACACAACGACAGCUAUUGUUUUAAAAAAAUAUCAACACGGUUUAAUCUGUUUUUUGCCUCCGAAGCUGCUGAACACGGAGCCGAAGUGUUUCACUAAAGCCUGGAAGUCGUUUAUCGGCCUGAAGUUGACGGUGCUUCGGGUGAACUUGUUCCCGAGUUGUUGUGGUGGAUGUUAGCGACGACAACACAGAAAGAGGAGGAGGAGGAAUAAUGUGGCUGCCGCUGCCUCUGCUCUGACCCAGCCAGCCUCAUUUCCCCUCUCAGACAGAAAGGAGAAGAGAAAGAAAGGAGAAAGUAAAGGAAAUAAAGCAAGGAAGAAAGAGAGUAAGGAGAAAUGGCCGAGGCACGGUCUGAGGAAGAGGAGGAAAACAUGAUGAGAGACACCCGGGAACAAGUGGUCCGACGACAGCCGAACAGCUCCGGAGGUCGUCCUGACAGACGUAAGCCGGAGCAUCGUCACAGCCAGGGUCCGCUCUCCUCCAUCAGAGCUGUCAUAAAGAGAACGUCAACCAGGUCAACGUCUCUGUCCGAGACGCCCCGAGAACGAGACAGAGAGCGAGAGAGAGACAGGGACAGAGAAAGAGACAGGAGGCGACCAGAGAUCACCAUCUUGUCAGCUGAACCACUAGCCUCCACGUCCUGGUUCCCUGGAGCUUCUGGAGGAUUCCCUCCUCCCCCUCCUCCUGCUGCACAGAUCUGGGGAUCCACGAUCCCUCCGUCCAUACAGCCUCCUCCUUCCUAUGAGGAGGUGAUCAGGGAGAAGACACAGGAGCAGGUUCUCCAUCCCUCUUCCUCCUCCUCGUGCUCCUCCUCAUCCUCAUCCACAUCACGUCCAGUUUCUACAAUAACCAUCGCCACCCAGACCGACCCAGGAGCUGCUCCUGAUCCUCAAGACUCGCAGGUGAGACGACCAGUCAGACCACCGCGGCCUCCUCUCCCCCAGCCUCCAAAACCGUCUCAUGUUGAAGACAUCGCCAUCACCGCCAGCCAAUCAGCACUCACCUCCCUUGACCGUGACAUCGUGGUACCAAACACGCGCUCUGAGACAGUCACACACACCUCCACACACACACAGUGCUGUGACAUCCUCACUGACCUUUGUUCACCUUUGACCUCGACCGGUAGUGCCCAAACCAACCAAUGGGAUCGGCCUUUAGCUGCUGUUGACGCGGCAACCCCUUCGACCACUCCUUCUCAAGUCCCGUUGGAACGUCCCAGGCCGCGCCCUCGUUCCAAGCUCAGUGUGCAGCCAAUCAGCAACGAGGUGAAAGUUCAGACUUUGGUGAAACUGCGAGAGGACGGUUUAGCCACGUUAGCCGCCCGAGCAGGAAGUGAAACCACUAACAAGGAAGUGAAUCAGGGGAAAUACCUGCAGGAGCUUCUCGAGGCCUUCAGCUCAGACGACUGGGGCUUCCCUGAUCAACGCAGCGACAGCAGCGGGCCCAGCCAAUCGGAGAACGAGGAGGAAGAGGACGGGGAGGACAUGGCGACUCUGAAAGCGAGGAUACAGGCCUUUGAGCAGCAGCAGCAGCAGCAGCAGCAGCAGGUGGCUGAUGGGAGCUGUGGAGACGGUAACAGAGGCAGCGGGACCAUUGAGGGCUUUGCUGUCACAAAGAGACCUGAGCCCCGCCCGCGCCCUCGUCUCCAGGGGCAACCGGCCAAAUCAGCUCCUCCCACGGUCGCUCCGAAACCCAAAACCUUCUCACAUGCCCCCAAACCAUCCAGCAAGGUAUUCUGGGAAGAUGGGGUCGUACCAGUGGCAACAGCGGGCUCAGAUAAUACCGAGGCUCUGACUACACCUGAGACCCCGUCUGCAGACUCUAAACCUCAAACUACUGCUGAACCAGCACCUUCUUGUACCCCGAAAUCUGCUCCGGCUUUGGCACCCCAACCCUCCAAAAACACAGAAAAACCUGCAGUAACACCCAAACCCCUUCCUGUUACAGAACCCCCCCCAUCUAGUUCCUCUUCCUCUGCCUCUGCCCCUGUCCCGGCCCCCAGACCCCCUCCACCCAAACUCACCCCCUCUCUCAGCGAGACCCCCUCCCCAGCCAACCCCAAACCUCCACCCAGACCUCUAGUCGCCCCCAGGGCCAGCACGGGAGCUCCACCCCAGGAUAAGAACACCGCACCUGGGCGUACUACCCUAACUCUUCCCCCGAGACCCUCCACGGAGGUCAGCAGUGGAGCACAGAUGGAGACUCAUGCUGGGAAUGACGAGACGGAGGACGCCACAAGUCAAACCGUUAAAGUAGCAAGUGUUCGUCCAGGCAUCCCGACCAAACCGGCAGCACUGACCUCACCACGCAGAGGCAGCGCUCCCACUCUGGCCCCAAAACCCGCUGGAGCCUCACCAACACCUCCACAUCCAAACCCGGUCCCAGCAGCCAAACCUACAACUGCUGCCCCGGCUAUAGCCCCCAAACCAGCUGGACCGGGCCCCGUCCCCGCCUCGUCCAAACCUCCAGCUCCAGCUCCGGCUCCGGCUCCGGCUCCAGCCCUGAGGAAAGGCCCUGUGGUCCAGACCAAAGCAGAAACUACCAGCCCUGCUAACACAAACUCCUCAGACCCUCCUCUUCCUCCGCGGCCUGCAAGUGUGAAGCUCCUCCCCCUUCGCCCUCCGCCAAUCAAAUCCACCCCUGGUCGACCGCCGCCUCCAUCCAUCAACUCAGCUCCCCCGGCUAACCAGAUCCCUCCUCCUUCCAAAACCAGUCCUGCUCCCUCCGUUUCUCCAGCCAGCCAGUCGUCGCCUUCACAGACGGCGUCUUCUGCAACAUCCAAUCAGACGCAGGGUCAGAAGGCACCAAAGAAAGGGCCACCGCUGCCCCCCCGCCCUAAACCAGGACACCCUCUCUAUAACAGCUACGCAAAACAGGAAGUCCUGAUUGUCCUGGACGACCCGAGCCCGCCGCCCUCUGAGCCUCUAUCAGGUGAGGGGAGGAGCCAAACUGCCGUCACUACUCUCAUCGAACCAUCACAGUGUCUCCUGGACCUGGACACCCAACCAGAGCCUGUCCCAGAUCAAGACAGCCAAUCAAAACCUGCCCUGGAGGCCCUCGACCUAUCAGAGUCUCAGUCCAUCCUGCCUGUGCAGCCGACUGAACCCAAAGAGCAGCCGGAUCCUCCUCCUGUCAGUGGUCCUCGGUGCGUCGCCUUGUUCGACUACGAGGGCGAGGAAGAGGACGAGCUCACCUUCUCCCAGGGUGAUGUCAUCGCCCUCCUAGAGGUCAUUGGGCAGGAGUGGGGGCGGGGCCAGAUCCACGGGCGAAUCGGAAUAUUCCCCCUGAACUUCGCCAAAGUGGUGGAGCCCCUCCCGCAGCCGGCGCCGUUGCCGGGGGAAACGGCGAAAACUACAUCAACGGAUACGACAGUGAUAGAAAGUACCGCACCAAAGUCCUCACAGGACCUGAACACAGAGGCGGAGGAGUGGGCCGUGGCUCUGUUCGACUUCCCCGGUCAGACUGCGGAGGAUCUGUCUUUCCACAAGGGGGCGCUGAUCCGAGUCACCGAGCACAUCGACUCCGAGUGGAGGAGAGGAAGACUGGAGGGGAAGGAGGGACUUUACCCCGCUGCCUUCACACGGCCCUGCCAGGCUCAGCCAAUCCCAGGCCAGCAGUCAGCGGUUAAGGGCGUGGCCAAGGUUCUGUUUGACUUCAUCGCAGAGAGCGAGGACGAGCUCUCACUAAAGGUUGGUGACAUUAUAACGCAGGUGGAAUCUGUGGAUGAGCAGUGGAUUUUGGCGGUUGUGGGCGGGAAGCGUGGGAUCGUGCCUAAAAACUACAUUUCACUUCUCUGACGUGGAAAUCCUGAAACAAACAAUCGUUGGGGCUCCCCCACCUGUCAAUAACACUACAGAGGGGUUUUCCUGCUUUGUUAACCAGACAAAAACGCACUUGCACGCGGCGGUGACGGCGCUCCAGUCUGCCGUAUUUCAUUUAAAAAAAACUGAAUAUUUCAAUUUCCAGAUAGUUUUUAAUUCAACAAAAUCAGCUUGGUCAGUUUUAUUCCUAGUUUGGUUGCAAAAUUGGAGAAACAGGAACUCUUGAGGUGUGAUGGGAUUGUUUCCGAUGUAACGUCACCCUGGCGACCGAGACCUCGCUGUGCUCACUGUUGUCAUGACGACUGGGAGCUGAACGGACCUUCGCUGCCUUAAAACUGACAGUUACAUUAGACUGUAAGAAAGAUUUUCUUCCUGACUGGACUCUUUUCUUUUCACGGAUUCGGUUCGACUGUCCAAAACUCCAACCUCGAAGCUCGAUUGUUUGAUGUUAGAUGGUCCAAAUCGAUCCCAGUGACGGAAACCAUUGGAGAGAAUAUCAUCCAGAUGGCUGGACACGCGCUUCAAAGAGCCACGACUUCAGCUUUUCCUCUUUUUGUCUGAUCACAGAUGUUUUGCGUAAACUUUGUCAAAAAAUUUUA